Molecule: messenger RNA, 2436 nt
Organism: Solanum pennellii
Lineage: Eukaryota; Viridiplantae; Streptophyta; Magnoliopsida; Solanales; Solanaceae
Product: phosphoglucan phosphatase LSF1, chloroplastic
Exons: 10
Coding region: 146-2008 (620 amino acids)
Biological process (GO): starch catabolic process; protein dephosphorylation
Cellular component (GO): chloroplast; starch grain
Molecular function (GO): protein tyrosine/serine/threonine phosphatase activity; protein binding; carbohydrate phosphatase activity
Source: RefSeq, a predicted model, not a curated record
CAGAAAGUUGGUUGCACCCAAAUAGAAAAGGUGAGGAGAGGCACGUGUCUUUGCGGGUAAUGUGCGCAAUGGCCUCUGCCUCUCAACUCUUAGCUCCAAUCAACGCCAUUUCUUCUUCUUCUUCAGUAUAUAAUCAUCUUCUUCCAUGUCUCUAGAACUUACUCACAUCUUUAUGCACACAAAUUAUACUACUUCUUGCUACAAUCAAUCACAUUGUUCUUUGAAAAUGUGUUCACUACAACUUCCGAAUUGCAGGGUUUUCAACGAUGCUAACUUCUCUUCUUCUUCGGAUAAGUUGCAGAAAUGUGUGGUUUUCUCCUCAUUUUGGGGAGUAGAGUUGUGCUUCAAUGAUGCACGGCUUACAGCUAGUUCGGCAGUUAAACGACGACAAUAUCGGCCGAUUUCUGCUAUGUCUUCAUCUUCUGAUUCACCUUUCAACAUGAAUUUGAAUGAGUAUAUGGUUACACUUGUAAAACCGCUGGGUAUUCGCUUCGCUCUCUCUGUUGAUGGCAAAGUGUUCGUUCAUGCUCUUAAGAAAGGGGGGAAUGCUGAGAAAUCAAGAAUAAUAAUGGUUGGUGAUACAUUGAAAAAGGCCAGUGACUCUUCAACUGGGGGGCUUAUUGAGAUCAAUGACUUUGGCGAUACAGAGUAUGAAACGAAGAUGAUGAAUGAGAACGCAGGGCCUUGUAGCCUGGUUCUUGAGAGACCCUCUUUUCCAUUUCCUAUCCACCAGCUAUAUCUUAUGGAUGAUAUUGAUAUUCUGUAUAAUAGAGGUCGUGUUUCCAUUGCUACAUGGAACAAAAAUUUACUUGCCUCCAACUUGCGAACGUCAUGUGAGGGCAGUGGGAACUCUGGAUUUGUAGUAUUUUCCCCAAAGUUAUUAACAUUAAAUGGAUGGAAUGUUCUGAGUAAUGGAGAUCCAAUCAGGCAACAAGGAAAUCUGAACGGUACCCCCUGGUUACCAUUUAGCCCAAUUAUCAACAUAUUUUCUGAGAAAGACAUGAUAGAUUCUGAAUGGGCGCAUGGGAAUUUCCCACUGGAAGAAUACGUAAAGGCGUUGGAUCGUUCAAAGGGAGAACUGUAUUACAACCAUGAUCUUGGUAUGCGCUACAACAAGAUUACUGAGCAAAUAUAUGUGGGAUCGUGCAUACAAAAGGAAUCUGAUGUGGAAAUUCUGUCAGAUGUGGGGAUCACUGCUGUGGUGAAUUUUCAGAGUGGGAUCGAGGCUGAAAAUUGGGGAAUUAAUGCCGACAUAAUCAAUGAAUCGUGCCAAAGGUUUAAUAUCCUUAUGAUCAACUAUCCCAUAAGGGAAGGAGAUUCAUUUGACAUGAGAAAGAAACUUCCAUUUUGUGUUGGUCUUCUUUUACGCUUAUUAAAGAAAAACCACAAAGUCUACGUGACUUGUACAACUGGUUUUGAUAGAUCCCCUGCUUGUGUAGUAGCUUACCUUCAUUGGAUGACAGAUACUUCCCUUCAUGCAGCCUAUAAUUUUGUCACUGGGUUGCAUUUAUGCAAGCCUGACAGACCAGCCAUUGCCUGGGCAACAUGGGAUCUCAUAGCUAUGGUUGAAAAAGGUGCACAUGAUGGGCCUGCAACGCAUGCCAUAACAUUUGUAUGGAAUGGGCAUGAGGGGGAGGAUGUCUACCUGGUUGGAGAUUUUACAGAUAACUGGAAAGAACCAAUUCAGGCAGUCCACAAAGGUGGUCCAAGAUUUGAGGCUGAAGUUAGACUUUCACAGGGAAAGUACCUAUACAAGUACAUAAUUAGUGGAAACUGGAGGCAUUCAGCCAAUUCACCAACUGAAAGAGAUGAAAGGGGAAAUCUCAAUAAUGUAAUUGUUGUUGGUGAUGUUGCCAGUGUCAGGCCUUUGAUACCACAGCAAAAGAAGGACGCAAAUAUUAUGAAGGUGAUUGAGAGGCCAUUGACAGAAAAUGAGCGGUUCAUGCUGGCAAAAGCUGCUCGAUGUGUUGCAUUCUCAAUCUGCCCAAUAACGCUAGCACCUAAAUAGAUGGACACACUACAUUUCAGUCAUAGUCGCAUAUCCAGUUAUGUCUUCUGCAAUAAAGAAGUCAGUAGAAAUGGCCAUUUUAACAUUUCUAGGACAACCAUAAUGCAAGCCCAUCCCUCCCACUUGGAUUGAAGCUGUAUAUUGUCAUGCAAUUUCGAGGUUGGGCAAGUUAUAAUGCUCAUGUCCAUUGCACUUAGUCAUUUUAUCAUCCCCAUAGAUAUUAUCUGCUUUGAUCACUGACUGAUCCUUCGACUAGAUAUUUUCCACGGUUGAAUAGCUCAGUUAAUUGCUGUAUAUCUGUGUUUAAUGCAUACACAUUUACAUGGACGUGUGGAUGUGUAAUUGCUGUUUUACUACGCAAAAAUACUACUCUUCACUGAUUUUUCAUCAUUUUCAGUCAACACUGUCUGAACAAAUUUAAGUUUCUA